CUGUAUAAUUUUGUUUAGUUUUUGUAUUCAAAUAAAUGGUUGAAUUCGGGAGAAAAACUCGGCUUUAUCUCAUCCUGCCCUGAUCAAUCCUAGGCAAACUAUUUUUAUGGACCGAGAUCGGUCCGGUACAUUAAUCUUGUGACCCGGACCGGCCAGGAUGAACCGGACCGCCUCCUCCGCCUGCCUAGCCUGCACCGGCCCCCGCAGUUAAACCCAACAUGGAGGUGAAAUAACGACGAAUAGGAAUGAAGAUGAAAAGGCUGGGGCUCGAAUGAGGUUUGGUUUGAGGAGAAGCGGAGCGGAGCUCAACCCGACAGAGAAGCCUCAGUUCCCUGUAGUGCAGUGACAUCCUAGGACCAGUCGGAGAAACCCUAUUUAUUCUCAAACCUAGAAACUAGAUUUAUCUCUCAUCCUGCAACCUUGAUCAGGAUGAUUGACAGAAACAUACCAACUUCCAUGGAAGGAAUGGAACGGGGAAUGUAUCAUACCUCUGACAGAAUGGAGCAUAAUGGAGACUUUAGAAAUGGAGAUUCCUCUCCGAACAGACGUAGUGGUUCUCCUAUAUCAUCUCCCCCCUCUUCUCCACCACGCUCCUCUCCAGCUAGAUUUCCAUCCAGGGGGUCUCCUACAGGAUUCCCAUCUGGUCCCCUUCCCAUUCCAUCCUCCCUCCCCCCCUCCCUACCUCCUGGGGUAUUUCUGCCCCCUAACUUCAACCUCCAACGACCUCCAAGCGAUUAUCUGAACCUACAACUAUCAGAAGGUGGAUACAGCCGUAGUCCGUCAUACAGUAUGGUUAGCCCGAACGACCCGACGGCGAAUGCUUGUAAAAUCGUGGAUUUUCACGGCGAGAAAAUCGCCAGCUUUAAUAUUCACGGGAAGACGAUGUUGUGUCUGCCGCAGGCCUUCGAGUUGUUCCUGAAGAACCUGGUGGGGGGACUCCAUACUGUUUAUACUAAGUGUAAACGUCUAGAUAUACAUCCUCUAGUGUGUAAUGUAGAACAGGUUCGUGUACUGCGGGGUUUAGGAGCUAUACAACCUGGAGUAAACAGAUGUAAACUAAUCGGGGAUACAGAUUUCGAGGAACUCAUGAAAGACUGUAACACUUCGAGAUCUGUGUGUAGGCCUGGACGUCCUCCGAAGCGAAUGACCCCUAUUACGACCUUCUCCUCCAUGCCUCCCCAUCACGAGAUGUUCACCUCCCUGCCCCGCACCAUACCCUUCCCUCCCCCACACUCCAGGGAGAUGCCCUUCAAUCCCUUCAUGUCUCUUUCUGGACAGCAACAGGCGCAUCAGAUGGCUGCGCAUGCGCAGAAUUUACUGCGGAGUCAGGGUAUGCCUGGACAAGGAUUAAUGCAGGAACAGAUGUUGGAGAAAUAUGGAAACAUGCUGAGACAUUUGCAUGGGUUAAAAAAUGAAGAAGAUAUUCAACGGUCCCCCACCCUCCAGGGUUCCCCGCCCCAUUCCCCACGCUCCCCCGCCCUUAACCUCUCCUAUGGUCAGGAGGACCGACUCAAUCUCCUGAGAAAGGAGGGGCUCCACCUUCAAAUGAAAGGGGAGAGCGAGUCCGACCCCGGAGAGAUGAGCGACACCAGCGUGGAGUGUGAGAGAAGGGAGAUUGUCAAAUCUCGGACAGAUGUUGACAGACAGACAGGCUGGGCGGACAGACAAACGGACAGCUGGAAGGAAGGGGAGAAAACACAGUCUCCAGCCUCAAUGAUACAGCUGAUGAGCCAUAUUCAGGAUUUAGUAAAAACUGCAAUAAACAAUGCCAAAGAUGAGAAGAAGGAAGAGAAGGAGGGGAAGGAGGAAGGAGAGGAAAGGAAGGAAGAGGAAGGAGAUGAAUCUCUUGAUGAACUAAAGAAACAAGUUGCAGAGGCUCAGAAAUUAACAGAGAUCUACCUGCGCCGGUUUAAGAAGGAGAAAAAGUUGCGGCGCAAGGUUCAGGAUCAGUUAGAACUACAGUCUAUAAAGAAGGCUCGGUUAGAGGAGGCUCUCUCAGCAGUCUCGUAUCAGACUUUUCUACAGCUUAAAGAAGAAUCCUAAUCAGUCAUACUUUACCUUACGACUUAAAUCAGCCAACAUUGUUUUUCAUCAGCCAUUGUAAAUGUUUAUCAGUCAUGUUACAUUAAUUUGUUAUUCAUUCAGUUCCUCAUUUUAUUUCCUCAGAUUCUUUUCUUAAAUUUGUCAUUACUUCCCUUCCAUUACUUUCCUUCCUUUAUUUCCCUUCCAUUACUUUCCUUCCAUUACUUUCCUUCCAUUAUUUUCCUUCUAUUACUUUCCUUCUAUUCAUUUCAUUACCCUAUAUUCUGUGUUAUUUCAUUUCUUUCGUCUCACUUCCUUUUCUUUUCCUCUCCUUUUAGUUUUUCUCCUGUUCUUUUCUCCUUCCCAGUUCCUUUUGUCUUUCAAUUCUUCUUCCUCUCCAGUUCUUUACUCCUUUCCCGUUCCUUUUUCCUUCCUCAGUUCCUUAUUUAUAUAAAUAUAUAUAUACUGUGUAUAGUUCACCCUGUGGAUCUCUGUUGUAUCUCUGAAUCACCCUGUAAACCUGCAAAAAAUCCAUUUUUAAACCUGAAUCUGUUUUUUAAAAAUUGAAAUCUUUAACAAAUGACAUUUUCUAAGAUGAAAAAUGUCAUAUAAUCAGAGAACUAGACAUUUCCAUUAAAUGUGUACAUUUAUGUUGUGCAUAUUUAAGAAAAACUUAAUUUAGCCAAUGCAUGGAAUCUUCCAAAAAAAAAUCCUUGAAAAGGAUUUGACUCUAACCCUUGUUUGAGAUAUUAAAACCUAGUUUAACAAGAGUAAAUGACAAUUUGUAUUGAAUUAACUGUGAUUAUUAUGUAAACUUUAAUUAAAGAAUAAAGUAUUUAAAAUUUAAAA
Eurytemora carolleeae is the source of this 2871-nucleotide messenger RNA. RefSeq names its product dachshund homolog 1. Bases 430 to 2043 code for a protein of 537 amino acids. The transcript is spliced from 8 exons. The record is from RefSeq and is a predicted model, not a curated record. Lineage: Eukaryota; Metazoa; Arthropoda; Copepoda; Calanoida; Temoridae.